GCGAGAAAGGGGCGCAGCUUCCGUCUGAAACGAGCUCCAGUUCCUCCCUCCACCACUUCUCACGAGAACUCCACCGGGAGCGCCUGAAAUACCCAAAUCCAGAGUAAUGAUCACUGCAGCAGAGUAUGGGGAGACGUCAUGGGAGUUGCAGGUACACGUGGACCAAAAAGACGGCGAUGAGUCAAUGCGCUUCAAGCUGCGCGUGAAGGGCGACCUGCACAUCGGCGGUCUCAUGCUGAAGCUGGUGGAGAAGAUCAAGGCUCCCCAGGAUUGGUCGGAUCAUGCCCUGUGGUGGGAGCAACGGAACUGCUGGCUGCUCAAGACCCACUGGACCUUGGACAAGUAUGGAAUUCAGGCUGAUGCAGACCUGCGCUACACGCCCCAACACAAAAGCAUACUCUUGCAGCUCCCCAAUAUGAAAACCAUUCAAAUGACCGUCGGCUUCUCCUGCGUGGUCUUCAAGGCCGUGGCAGAGAUCUGUCAAAUCCUCAACAUCCGGCGGUCUGAGGAACUGUCCUUGCUCCAGCCUCCGGAUGAUCCAUCCAAGAAGAAGAAAAAAAGAGGGAAAAACUCUCCGCUGGAGGAUAUCUGGGACAUUGAUUUAGUCAGCGGUGGGCCAGGGGGCUCAGGUCCAAUGUACAGCAAGACCAUGACGGCCACCUACGACCCAGAGAACGGGAUGCCGGUGUCGGCCACCAGCCUGUGGUUUGGGGAGAACCCCCUCGCCGACUGCCAGCCCAACUUGCCACCUGACGAGCUGGCCAAGCUCUACCAGCCUUUAUCCCUGGAGGACAAAGCCAUCAGAAACGCCGGGUGGCUGGACUCUUCGCGCUCCCUAAUGGAGCAGGACGUUCAAGACAACGACAAGCUGCUGCUGCGUUUCAAGUACAAUGUCUUCUUUGACCUCAAUCCCAAAUACGACGCCGUGAGGAUAACGCAGCUCUAUGAGCAGGCUCGCUGGUCCAUCCUGCUCGAGGAUAUCGACUGCACCGAGGAGGAGAUGCUCAUGUUUGCGUCGCUACAGUAUCACAUCUGUAAACUGACCCUAUCCACUGAUCCAGUGGACCACUCCAACGAGCAGGAAAUUGAUGAAGUGGAAGCCGCCCUCUCCAACCUAGAGGUGACGCUGGAAGGUGGCGUCUCAGACAGAAUUCUGGAAGACAUUACAGACAUUCCAGAGCUGGCAGAUUACCUGCGCCUUUUCAGACCAAAAAGACUAACACUGCGGCCUUACAAAGAGUACUGGUUUGUAUUUAAGGACACCACCAUCUCCUACUACAAGAACAAGGAAGCUGCCGUGGGAGAACCCAUAGAGCAGUUUCACUUACGAGGCUGCGAGAUCGUCCCUGACGUCAACGUCACAGACAAGAAGUUCGGCAUCAAGCUCCUUUUGCCGGUGGCGGAUGGGAUGAAUGAGGUGUACAUCCGAUGUGAUAACGAGACGCAGUACGCCAAGUGGAAGGCGGCAUGCAUCCUGGCCUCCAAAGGCAAGACCAUGGCAUACAGCUCGUAUAAGUCAGAGGUGCGGAGCAUCCAGUCCUUCUUGCAGAUGAAGAGCCUGGCGCCCCCUCCGGGCCAAGCGGCGCCCGACUUGGAUGCCAUGGACAUGAACGCCGAAUGUUUCGUUUCGCCGCGCUACGCCAAGAAGCACAAGACGAAGCAGCUCACAGCACGUAUCCUGGAGGCCCAUCAGAACAUAGCGCGCCUGUCCCUCAUGGAUGCCAAGAUGCGCUUCAUCCAGGCUUGGCAGUCUCUCCCAGAGUUUGGCAUCAACUACUACAUUGUCAGGUUCAGGGGCUGCAAGAAGGACGAAAUCCUCGGCAUCUCGUACAAUCGCCUGAUUCGUCUCGACAUGUCCACCUGCCUGCCCGUCACCACGUGGAGGUUCGCCAACAUGAAGCAGUGGAACGUCAAUUGGGAAAUAAGACAAGUGACCAUUGAGUUCGACCAGAACGUGACCAUAGCUUUCUGCUGCCUGAGCUGCGAUUGUAAGGUGGUGCACGAGUUCAUCGGCGGCUACAUCUUCCUUUCAACGCGAUCCAAGGACCAGAAUGAGACCCUAGAUGAAGAACUGUUCCACAAACUGACCGGAGGUCAAGAUUGAGAAAAGACAAUGCUGUAAUUUAGUAAGGGGCCAGCGAACAACACAGUGAUACUCUUAUUGAUGAAACACAGUAAAUCCCUGCCAAGGAUAAAUACUAUUGUUUUGUAAUCCACAAAAGAGCUCAACAGAGCAAUAAUGUCAUGAAUUGUCUAGUUAUUAUUUAUCUUUUUCACUUUUUUCAGCAUUUUGAUCUGCAGUCAAGCCAAGGCCUAGUGUUUGUGUAAAUAAUUUUGGUCUCAAACUUUGUAUGAAUUGACCCUUGUAAGAAUAAAUCCCUUUUUAUGAUUUUA
Molecule: messenger RNA, 2394 nt
Organism: Hippocampus comes (tiger tail seahorse)
Lineage: Eukaryota; Metazoa; Chordata; Actinopteri; Syngnathiformes; Syngnathidae
Gene: fermt1
Product: FERM domain containing kindlin 1
Exons: 16
Coding region: 107-2104 (665 amino acids)
Biological process (GO): integrin-mediated signaling pathway; cell-matrix adhesion
Cellular component (GO): focal adhesion
Molecular function (GO): integrin binding
Source: RefSeq, a predicted model, not a curated record